Solanum stenotomum is the source of this 2559-nucleotide messenger RNA. RefSeq names its product multicystatin-like. Gene Ontology annotation, molecular function: cysteine-type endopeptidase inhibitor activity. The record is from RefSeq and is a predicted model, not a curated record. The transcript has 9 exons. Lineage: Eukaryota; Viridiplantae; Streptophyta; Magnoliopsida; Solanales; Solanaceae. The coding region runs from base 54 to 2327 and encodes 757 amino acids.
AUCACAAAAUUAAUAUUCCUUCUUCUUAAUUAAGUUAUUAAUUAUUCGCAGUGAUGGCAAUCGUAGGAGGCCUUGUCGAUGUUCCAUUCGAAAACAAAGUCGAGUUUGAUGAUCUUGCUCGUUUUGCUGUCCAAGAUUACAAUCAGAAAAAUGAUUCUAGUUUGGAGUUUAAAAAGGUUUUGAACGUGAAGCAACAAAUAGUUGCUGGAAUAAUGUACUAUAUAACAUUUGAGGCAACUGAAAGUGGAAACAAGAAAGAAUAUGAAGCAAAGAUUUUGCUGAGGAAAUGGGAGGACUUGAAGAAAGUUGUAGGAUUCAAGCUUGUUGGUGAUGAUAGUACAAAGCCUGGGGGCAUUGUCAAUGUUCCAAACCCAAACAAAACUGAGUUCCAAAAGCUUGCUCGUUUUGCUAUUCAGGAUUAUAAUAAGAAACAGAAUGCUCAUUUGGAGUUUGUAGAAAAUUUGAAUGUUAAAGAGCAAGUUGUUGCUGGAACCAUGUACUAUAUAACACUUGCGGCAACUGAUGCUGGAAAGAAGAAAAUAUAUGAAGCUAAGAUUUGGGUGAAGGAAUGGGAGGACUUCAAGAAAGUUGUAGAAUUCAAGCUUAUUGGCGAUGAUAAUGCAAAGUUUGGGGGCAUUAUUAGUGUUCCAUUCCCAAACAGGCCCGAGUUCCAAGAUCUUGCUCGUUUUGCUAUUCAGGAUUAUAAUAAGAAAGAGAAUGCUCAUUUGGAGUUUGUAGAAAAUUUGAAUGUUAAAGAGCAAGUUGUUGCUGGAAUGAUGUAUUAUAUAACACUUGCGGCAACUGAAGCUGGAAAGAAGAAUAUAUACGAAACUAAAAUUUGGGUGAAGGAAUGGGAGGACUUCAAGAGAGUUGUAGAAUUCAAGCUUGUUGGUGAUGAUUGUGCAAAAACUGGGGGCAUUAUCAUUGUUCCAAACCCAAACAGCCCCGAGUUCCAAGAACUUGCUCGUUUUGCUGUUCAGGAUUAUAAUAAUACACAGAAUGCUCAUUUGGAGUUUGUAGAAAAUUUGAAUGUGAAAGAACAACUUGUUUCUGGAAUGAUGUACUAUAUAACACUUGCGGCAACUGAUGCCGGGAAUAAGAAAGAAUAUGAAGCCAAGAUUUGGGUGAAGGAAUGGGAGGACUUCAAGAAAGUUAUAGACUUCAAGCUUGUUGGUAAUGAUAGUGCAAAAAUUAUUGGGGGCUUUACCGAAGUUCCAUUCCCAAAUAGCCUCGAGUUUCAAGAUCUUACACGUUUUGCUAUUCACCAAUAUAAUAAGAACCAGAAUGCUCAUCUGGAGUUUGUAGAAAAUUUGAAUGUGAAAGAAGCAGUUGUUGCUGGAAUGUUAUACUACAUAACAUUUGUGGCAACAGAUGGUGGAAAGAUAAAAAUAUAUGAAGCUAAGAUUUGGGUUAAGGUAUGGGAGAACUUCAAGAAAGUUGUUGAAUUCAAGCUUGUUGGUGAUGAUAGUGCAAAGCCUGGGGGCAUUAUCAAUGUUCCAUUCCCAAACAACCCCGAAUUCCAAGAUCUUGCUCGUUUUGCUGUUCAAGAUUAUAAUAAGAAAGAGAAAGCUCAUUUGGAGUUUGUAGAAAUUUUGAAUGUUAAGGAACAAGUUGUUGCUGGAAUGAUGUACUAUAUAACACUUGUGGUAACUGAUGAUGCUGGAAAGACGAAAAUAUAUGAAGCUAAAAUUUGGGUGAAGGAAUGGGAGAACUUCAAGAAAGUCAUAGAAUUCAAGCUUUUUAUUGGUGAUGAUGUCCCAAUACUCGGAGGCAUUAUCAAUGUUCAAGGCAUAAACAGCCUUGUGUUCCAAGAUCUUGCUCGUUUUGCUGUUCAGGAUCAUAAUAAGAAAGAGAAGGCUCAUUUGGAGUUUGUAGAAGUUUUGAAUGUGAAGGAACAAGUUGUUGCGGGAAUGAUGUACUAUAUAACACUUGCGGCAACUGAUGCUGGAAAGAAGAAAAUAUAUGAAGCUAAGAUUUGGGUGAAAGAAUGGGAGGACUUCAAGAAAGUUGUAGAAUUCAAGCUUGUUGGUGAUGAUAUUGUAAAACUUGGGGGCAUUACUGAUGUUCCAUUCCCAAAUAACCCCGAGUUCCAAUAUCUUGCUCGUUUUGCUGUUCAAGAUUAUAAUAAGAAAGAGAAUGCUCAUUUGGAGUUUGUAGAAGUUUUGAAUGUGAAAGAACAAGUUGUUGCUGGAAUGAUGUACUAUAUAACACUUGUAGCAACUGAUGCUGGAUAUAAGAAAAUAUACGAGACCAAGAUUUGGGUGAAGGAAUGGGAGAAUUUCAAGGAAGUUCAGGAAUUCAAGCAAAUUGUUUAUGCCACAAAGUGAAAUGAAACUACUCUUAUGUUGGUGUGAAGGAAAGCCAGUUGUUUGGUAUGAAGUUACUAUUAUGCUUGUGUGAAAUAAAGCCAGUUGUUUGGCAUGCAAUUACUGUUAUGUUUGUGAAAAAUAAAGUCAGAUCUAUGUAUCUGACAGUAUUUGAAUGUCUUGUUGUAAGCAUAUUUGAAUAAUUUAAAGUUUGUAAGAUUAAUAAAUGUGUGUUUAUGUGAUGAUAAAUAUU